This is a messenger RNA of Alternaria hordeiaustralica, 675 nucleotides long. RefSeq lists its product as uncharacterized. NCBI's taxonomy places the organism in Eukaryota, Fungi, Ascomycota, Dothideomycetes, Pleosporales, Pleosporaceae. The record is from RefSeq and is a predicted model, not a curated record. Bases 1 to 675 code for a protein of 224 amino acids. The transcript has a single exon.
AUGAAAGGGAUUACAAAAUUUUUCGACCACCUGUACCAGUACCCACGAGUGGACCAGCUCCAUGCGUACCCUGAAGAUUGGGGUGACAAGUCGCAAGAGGAUAAAGCACAAUUUAUGGAACAGUUUCUGGAGCAUUGGGGCUACACGAUCUACAGAACAUAUUAUGGCCCUGGAUCUGAUGAGCAGUGGACAAAGCUGCUCAAAGAUAUCACCGACGGUGUAGGAAAAGGUCUCGCCGAACUAGAGGAGGCGGACAAGAAGCCUGACGCUGUCAAGAAAGCAAGGGAUUGGUUUCGACUCGAUGCUCGUUCCCUUCCCACCACCUUGAACGGAUUGACACUGGAAGACCUCCGGCAAGUGUAUCGGGAAGGAAGUGGGGGCCAGCCGAUGAGGGGGUCACAGCGCAUGAACUUCGGCACCGCUAUAUUCAUGGUGGCGGAUGCUCAAGUGCUACAAGAUCCUGACCUCAAUCUGCUGAAAGUUGCGGACGCGAAGUAUGACCCUGUUGCUGCUGUGCCAAAGAAUUCCCGGGUUGGUCCGCAGCGAUACUUUGGAUGGUUCACUAUCCCACCGACAGAGGUUUUGGACUUUUACAAUGAGAUGGAUAUAUUCACAUUUGAGCAAAUCUCCAACCAGGCAUUGCCAGGAACACACUGGGAUGUGGGAUGCACAUGA